CAUCGAUAUCGUUUAAACAUGGAUUAACGGAGAAUUGCAAGAAAAAACUAAGAGUUAUACACUACAGGAACUGCACAGGAACGAGGAACUGCAAAGGAACAAGAAAAAGACACAUAUUAGUGAUAUUACGAGUGUGGUUUCUUUAGUGAAGCCGGGGGUAUCCUGCAUCCCCCAAGAUGUCCGAUACAGAUUCAGAAUACGAAUCCAGUGACAACGAGUUGAUUGAGCCUUUAUUGCGUGAAAACAAAAGAUUGAGAUGGACUUUGGCGAAAUAUCAGAAGAAAAACUCGCUGCUUAAAGAUGUCUUGUCUGAUAAAGAUAUUAAGAUAUCUGAGCUUCAAAAACGCGAUGAGGAGAGGGACGAGUUGGUAUCGAGGCAGGAAGAUACCAUACGGAACCUCAUCCGACAGAUGAACGAACAAACGGCCGAGCUGAAUUUCCUGUCUGCCAAGUUGAAGGACGCUUCAAACGAGAGCGGUGGCGACGUGAAACCCGCGCAUGACGUCAUAUCCCCGCGGGACACGGAAUUGCAGUCCCUCAAGGCGACGAUUGAUAUCCAAAGCAGAAGAAAUAAUGAACUGAGUGACGAGUUACAGCAGGAGAGGAAAAAACGAGAAAAAUUGGAAACGGACAUCGACAUGUGGAGGUUCAACCUUGGAGAAUGCGAACGAGAGUUGGAACAGCUUAAAGAACAGAAAGAGAAACUAAAGCAGGACUACCAGCGAAUGAAGAGAGACGCUGACGUGAGCAAGCGACUCCUUUCUGAUGUGAAGUUACAGUUGAAAAACGUGAAAAGCGAACAGGAACUGGCUCGGAUUAAAGCAGAAGAACAAAAGAAGGAAGCAGUUGAUGUCAAAUCCCAGUUCGAUAAAGAGAGAAAAAACGCAAACAAGUUUAAGGAAGAUCAUGAUAAAAUGAAAGAGAAAUUUGAUGAAUAUCGCAGAGGGUACGAUGAAAUCAAGGUGAAACACGACCAAGUGAAACGGGAGUUGGGAGAGACGAAAGAGGAAUUGCGCGUCAAGACUCAUCAAUAUUCACGCCAGAACAGACAUUUCAAAGACCUGGAAAGAAAAUAUCGUGAACUGACCGAGAUGCACAACAGACUGAAAGAUAGAAUGGAUGAAAAAGAAAAUGAGCUGAUAGAGAAAGACAAGGUGCUGAAGGAAUUCCAAGAGAAAGUUUGGUUGAAGGACAAAGUCAUGAACGAUUUUAAAGUAAACGCAGAGGAAGCAAUCGAGCGAGCUGCGGAGUUGGACAGAAGCCUGGAGGAGAAGACUGAAGACGCGCAGAGCCAGGGCGAAAGGAUUGAUGGCUUGAAACGGCUUGUUGCUGAAAUGAAAGCUGAAUUGGCUAAAGCCAAUACGGAUGAGCUUCGCAGAGAACUGGAGGCGAGGGACGCCAAAAUAAGAGAGUUGGGAGGUGAAUUAAAUCUGGCUAAGAAUAAAUUGGAAAGAAGAGAAGAGGAACUGCAAUAUCUGAAAAAAGCGAGCGAAGAUCUUCAGUUUAUAGCCAAUAGCUUAGAAGAGAAGGAAUACGAGGUUACCAAACUGGAAGCUUUGAACAGCGAUCUGCGAACCCAGAUUGCUUUCAAAGACGAUCAGUUGGCAAGUCUUCAGAAAGCCGUUGAAGAACACAAAAUUCUCCUUGAAUCCCAAAUGUAUGACCUGGAAUCUUACGUGCGUCAAGUGGGCGAAAAAAACAAGCUGGUACAAGACCUUAAGGAUGAGAUUGAUAGCCAUUGCAAGACCAUUGAUCAGAAAGACAAGGAAAUUAAACGACACAAGCGAGAGAAAGAUGACGUACGGAAGGAGGUUGAAUGGAAAGAGAAGAAGGUGCAGGGUGUUGAAGAAGACAUCUCUUUGCAACGAAAACAGUUGGAUUUGAUGGAAAACGAAAUGAAAAGACGUGAGAACGAGGUUGAAGAACGCGAAAGCGAAAUUCUGAUGGAACUUACGGCAAUGAAAGAGAAAAUGGUAGAGAAAGAUGCGAAGAUUGAGAGUCUCAAUUCGGAUUUGAUGGAGGUCAAAGAAUACAUCGAAGAGGAAGCCAAGCUAGUGGCAGAGAAGGACAAAGAAAUGGAGGACCUCAAAGACGAACUAAAACGAGAGAAGCAUGUAAACAAAACAAACGAUCCCAAAAGCAUUCGCGAGAUGGCUCGUAAACACCACCAGGCCGACCUCAUGAAGGAGAAACGACGCCACGAACAGGAGAGCAAAAAAUUGAAGCAGAGAAUACUCGAACUGGAAGAGAAUUUGAAAGAUGAGAGAUCUCAGAAAGAAGGAGAGAGGAAGGAGAACGAAGCUCGUAUUAACAAGCUCGUUGAAGAAAAAGAAAUGCUCGAUGGAGCGGUUAAGGAGCUGAGUGGAAAGCUGGAAUCGCAGAAGAAGGCAAGGUUGAAUGACAAGAAAUUGAGCGAAGACAUUGAGCAGAAAUUUUGGAGCGAAGAGGAACGAUACGUUGAGGAAAUUCGCGCCAUCGAAUUGUCGCGCGAGAAGAUGAAACACGAAAAUGAAAGUUUGAAGGAAGAUCUGGAAGUUUUAGAAGGUGUGAGAGAAAAUCUUGAGGAAAAGACAAGACAGGUGGAAGAUCUCAAGGUGGAACUGGAUGAAGUUUUGCAAGCAAAAAAGGAAGAAAAAGAUAUGAUGAGAAAACUAAUAUCUGAAGGCGAGGAGGUCAUAGCCAUGUACAAGAAUGAGGUGCAACAACUCAAGGGCAAACUAAUAAACGAGCCUGCGAUUGAUAGCCAACAUGGGGUGAACGGUAGUGUGGAGGAAAUGCGUCGUCUCAUUGAACUAGAAUACAACAUUGGCAGAGAAGAAAAGAACGUUGAAAAUGACCACGAAAUUGAGGCGGAAUAUCUAAAACUUAUGCAAGGAACAAGCACGCAGCCCAAGGAAGCGAUUUUCGGUAGAAGUACCAACAAGAAGCAGACGAAACAGGACAAUAUUUGGACCUAUAGUUGGUUAUCAUUGGUGUUAAUUCUUGUCUCAGUUCCAGUACUUUUCGCCCAAUUCCCAACUCAUGUAGUUAUGACAUGCGUCCUAUUAUACCUAUCCACCUUGGGGUACCUGGUGUGGAAGGAAACAGCGGGGUGCAGGAAGCUCCUGAAACCGGGAGAAGCGAACGAAACAUUGUCGAAGGCGGUCAGUGAUAUUUACGAAGAGAAUCAAAGCUUGAGAAAAACUGUCGAACAAUUGAUCGUUCGGGUUGCAUCGGAAACCGUCGAGAAAAACGAGCUGGCAAAAAGAACUGGAGGGAAUGGAGAAGGGUCUGAAACGGGUGCGGUUGACGGCCAGGGACGAGAUUCUGUGACUGCGAAGGAUAUGGGGCGAGAAUUGGCAGAAAAGUCUAAAACGAUUGACACCUUAAAAGAAAUGCGGAGAAAGUUGACCGAGGAGGGGAAACAACUAAAGGCAAGGUUAAGAGCGAACGAAGGAGUUUUACAACAGAAAGAUAAAGUUAUCAAGAAACUGGAGCAGAAACUGCGUGAUUUGAUGGACGGGGAAGGUGUCGAUUUAUCCACGGAAAAGAUUGUGCAAGAAAUCCGUCAAGAUGACGAACAAAAAGACGCGAAAAAAAGAGAAGCACUCGAACGGUUCCAGCAACUGACGGCUUCUGUGAUGAAAAAUGCAAAAGAUGAGAGAACCUUAGGAGCAAUGUUUGCUGUGCUUGUUGUUGUAGGAGUUGUGUUUCUAGCUGUAUGUAAGAGCUCGUUGCUGUUCAGUUCAAGUUUCCUUGCCUUGCUGUGUGUAGUUAUAUUAUUGGUGUCUUGGUUUAUUAUGAAAUCGCGCGAUGAGGUGGCAAAACUGGCGGAGGAGUUGAACGUGGAGGCGGAACGAAGUCUUGAAAGCAGCAAAGAAAUACAAGAAUUGUCAACACUGGUGGAGAAACACUUGGAAGUGGUGACGAAGCAGAAACGGGCAAUAUCUGCUCUCGAGAGACAACUUAAAGUCGAAUAUGGAAGAAACGAGAAUCAGAAACUAAUCAUCGCUAAGCUCACAUGGACCAUUCAGGAAGGAAAAGAUAUCGAAAACUUGCUGGGAAGAUCAGGUUCUUAUCGCGGCCAAGACAAGAAGGCAUUGGAGCAAGCCUUGAAAACCAUGGCAGAAAAUCACGUCAAGGAAAAGAUUGAUCUGUUCAAAACCAUGCGCGCACAUCUUGCCGAAGAUGACGUGGAUAACGAGGAGAAAAGAUGGAUCUUACAAGAUCUGAAACAGGCGACCAGGGAUAUCACUAAGUCACUCCCAAGUGUCCCUCAGAAAGUGGGCGAAUGUACGAUCAAGGAGUUGAAGCAAUUCUGGAAAAUUGGUGCAGUAUUUUUGAGUUGCUUUUUGGCUUUCCUGUGGCUAUUCUACGCAGAAUAUUUUGGCAUGUCUCUAAUGCCUCUGAUUGGCUGCGCUACUUUUGUCGUGUUAAAGAAGACUGGUACGGAAAGUAAUAGAAGAUGCGAUACAUCGAUAAGGUGUCUCAUUAUGGAUAUACUAUUCGUGUGUAUCGCCAUAUCAACCGUCAGUUUAGUGCAUAGCAACGGCUUACUAAAGGAGAUGGCGUUCAUCACCGUCCUAGCAACGGCUGGAGUAAGAGUCUUGUUUAAAAAACUGGUAACGAGUGAUGAGUCGGCGUUGAGUCUGCAGAAAUCUCAAGAAAUUGAGGACUUGCAAGAGAGGGUUGGGGAAGAGGUGAGGAGACAGCAGAGGAUGACCGAGCAGAUGGAAACUUGGAAACGACUGUUGGAGGUUGAGAGGUCGUACAAUAAAGAAUCAGAUGAUGUCAUCACUGAAGUCAGAGAGCUGGAACAAAGAGCGCAACGUGAGGUGAGAAGGGAAAUCGAGAGACUGCGGAAAGAAAAACGCGAGCGUUUAGAACACGUCGACGAAUUGGAAAGGGAAUUGAAGAAAUCCACGACUCACUGUUCCAAGCAACGACGACAGAUGGAGGAAUUGAAUAGGGUGAUCAAGGAGCUGGAGAAAAGGCAGAAGCAAGGAUCAAGGGAAAUUGAUGUUCUCAAGGAGCUAAAUAAAUACGAGAAAGAGGAACUGAGUGUUGCUCUGGAGGAAGAGAAGAAAUCUCGCGAGGAGAUUAUGAGGAAUGUGGAGAAGGAGAAACAGCAAGUCAAACACGAGACGACUUCGAAGAUGAAUCAAGAGAGAAAGGAACUGACUGAGAAGGUCAAGGAACUUGAACAAAAGCUAGGCGACGAAAGAAAGGUAGCCAAAGAUUUUCUGGAACAGGUCGACUCCGAACUCGCCAAAAACGAAAAGAUGAAUAGUGAAAUAACCGAGAUGAAGUCACAAAUAGAACAUGAGAGAGGAACAAGGGAAGAUCUUAGAAAACGUUUCCAGGAAAUCAACAAAAUACGGCAAGACAGAGAGAAGGUUUUAUUAGAUCAAAUCGAUGACCUGCAAAAUCAGCUCGCAAAGCAGAAGGCAACCUUGGAAACGGUCACUCGAGAACUGGAGGACAAUGUCGACAGUUCCAAGAAAGAGAAAUCCCAGUCGCUUUACAAUAUCCAGGAGAAGCAAAUCUCAGAACUUCAGCACCGCCUGUCUAUGGCAACUAAAACAAUAGAGGAGCUUCGUCAGCAGGAAAAGAGUACGAUGAAUGAUUUGCAAGACAUGAGGGAUCGUCAGGGUAAAUUGUUGAAAGAUCUGAGCGCGGUGCAGGAAAAAUCAAACCAGGAUCAUAGAACUAUGCAACGGAAACAAAAGGAGAUUAAAGAGUUGAAAACCUCUGUGGACAAGCUCAGCCGAGAAAACGAAAGACUGAAGACGAAACUGGAUUCUGCGUUGCUCGAGAGCAGCCUGGGAGCUAGGGUUGUGAAAUCCGAGGUGGUACAUGAGGAUAAGGAUGGACGGAGGCAGGGUGUGGAUAGAAGAGGAGAAGAUGAGAAGAAAGAUGAACAACCGAGCAAAAAGGAUGAAGAAACGGUACCAGUGAAUGGGGGACUAGAUACAAGCAGAAGUGAAAACAUUGCCAUUGCUGAGUUGGCAGAAGUGUCGGAAAAUGAAGAUUACAUCGAAGGCAAAGAUACCACUAAACGAGGAGUGCCAGCAGAUUUCGACCACAAGGACACGCAGGGCAUACUAUACUGGCUCGGCACAGGCGGGGGCACGGAAGAAUGGAAAAACCCUGCGGAAUCAGGACUUAUGAAGAUAACCCGUUCCUCAUACGGUCAUGGAAAAGCAUCAGAUGUUGCCGAACGCAAGGGAUCUUGGUGUAGUACAAGUAACAAAACUAACCAGUGGUGGAAAAUUGACUUCGGUGAAAAACGAUCAGUUUUACCAUCAGCGUACACUCUACAGCAUGGUUGGAGUGGAGUAUCCGGUGCACUGAGAAACUGGGUGCUAGAAGGGUCACGUGACGGCAAGGUAUGGCAUAUUCUCGCAAACCACGUGAACGACGAUACGCUGGACAAAGGAUACGCUGCCGCAACCUGGAAGAUCGAUGACGUCAGCACAGCAUACCGCUUUCUGCGUGUACGUCAAACGGGAAAAAACGAGGCAGGAAAGGACUCGUUGAGACUGAGCGGGCUCGAAGUGUAUGGACAACUGGUUUUAAACGAUUAGAUUUUGAAUAAAUUUGAGCGAUAUUACCCGAUGUUGCUCAGACAUUAUAUCAAUAUUCUGCACGCAGUUUCUGCACAAAGUUUCAUCAAACUAUUUAUUAAUUUGAAUUGUCUUUCAAACAUAGUUAUAGUUUUACAAUCAAUUUAUAAAGUUUCCGCGUAAGAGUUGUUAUAUCCAUGCACAGAUUCA
This is a messenger RNA of Dendronephthya gigantea, 6755 nucleotides long. RefSeq names its product coiled-coil domain-containing protein 18-like. The record is from RefSeq and is a predicted model, not a curated record. The transcript is spliced from 23 exons. The coding region runs from base 177 to 6566 and encodes 2129 amino acids. NCBI's taxonomy places the organism in Eukaryota, Metazoa, Cnidaria, Anthozoa, Malacalcyonacea, Nephtheidae.